Molecule: messenger RNA, 1140 nt
Organism: Macrosteles quadrilineatus (aster leafhopper)
Lineage: Eukaryota; Metazoa; Arthropoda; Insecta; Hemiptera; Cicadellidae
Product: zinc finger protein 385C-like
Exons: 8
Coding region: 206-1081 (291 amino acids)
Cellular component (GO): nucleus
Molecular function (GO): nucleic acid binding; zinc ion binding
Source: RefSeq, a predicted model, not a curated record
UUGUGUCAAAUUCUAUGUUAUCAACCUAUUAUAAUACUAAUUUCCUAGAAGCAUUUUUUCUGUGUGUUAAUACUGUCUUGUUUUAUUGAUUCGCACCCACUCUAGGAUUCUUGUUUUAGUUUUUAACUUGAUAGUGAUUUUUUAUUUAAUUAAAUUAGGCCUAUUCAUUGACUUUUCUAUUUCUAGGUUGCUUCAAUUUGUUAAAAUGGCAGCAUUCCCUGCUGUUGCCACGGUGAUUGGAGUUAGUAAAGAAAUAGCUGAGAGUGGUCCACUGUUGGCCACUCUGGCCAUGGAUCCUGGGUUGAUGGUACAGCCUCCUGCUCCUCCUAUGAACCUGCCUGAAGAGACGGAAGUGGAGAUCAAAGCCAGUGACCCUGUCACUCAGGCGGUUGUUGACAACAUUAUAGGAAAACUUCCAACAACGAAAGAACAGGUCAGACUGAAAUGUGAAGUUUGUAAUAUUGAAGUUUCUGGUCCUGAAAUUCUUCAAAUUCAUUAUGCUGGUUCUAAGCAUGCUAAAAAGCUGAAAGCUCAGGAGCUGAUAAAGGAGAUUGCUAACUCUCCCAACUCUGUGUUUGUUUUGGCGAACCCCUCAGAAGGCUCUGUCCCCAACACUAAAGAGUUCUCGUGCAAGAUAUGUAAUGUAAGGCUCAACUCACACCUACAGCUGCAACAACAUCUGUCAGGUUCUAAACACAAAAGUAAAGCCGAAGCAAAUAAAUCCAACACAGUACAAGUGGCUGAUACCAGUGGAAGCAAUCAAGGUGUGGUGAAUGUGGACAUUGGACCGAAUCGUUUGUACUGCGCAGCAUGCAAUGUUCAUGUCAACUCCGAUCUUCAACUGCAUCAGCAUAUUACGUCGAGUAAACAUGCUUACAAAGUUAAUGGGAAAGCACCUAACAACCGAGGAGCUCCUUACGCCAGACGGUUUCCUACAGGCAAGCCUUGGAGCAGACCUGCCGUUGGUGCUAGGCCCAUGUUCAGCGGAGGCUGGCGUCCAGGCCGAGGUGGUAUGUUUCCCCAGCACAUGAUGCCGUUUCACAAACAUUUCAUGCCGGGUGGGACUCUUUCCGGUUAUUGAUAAGAAGAUUUAAAGAAUGUAUCAAGAUUCCAGUCACUAUUAUUUGGGGAAAUCAAAAU